Molecule: messenger RNA, 1583 nt
Organism: Trifolium pratense (red clover)
Lineage: Eukaryota; Viridiplantae; Streptophyta; Magnoliopsida; Fabales; Fabaceae
Product: probable transcription factor At3g04930
Exons: 1
Coding region: 126-1280 (384 amino acids)
Biological process (GO): regulation of DNA-templated transcription
Cellular component (GO): nucleus
Source: RefSeq, a predicted model, not a curated record
AUGAUGCGUCAUCAUCUUAUUCUUCUUAUUAUUUCAACCAACUGAAAUCACACUCCAACUAACAACAUAACAAACGAACAAACCCCGUGACCGUCACCACCGGUCACGCUCUUACCCUAACUCUCAUGGCAGCAUUCUUUCAAAACGGUGUCGUUUCACCCAAACAAGAAUUCGUCCAAUUCCAACCCGAAUACGAAGAAGAAGAAGUUGAACAAGAACAAUUCGACGAAGUUUUAGUCGAACCAGACGAAAACAACGAAACCGAACAAUCACCUUCCUCCGCCGUCCCCACCGUCAUACUAGCCUUACCAAACGCCACAGCAGCAACCGUCGUAACCGACUCGCCUGAGCCAAAACGAGACCAAAUGGAAGAGAAGAACGAUUCACGUAAACUGUUUCAGCGUCUUUGGACGGACGAAGAUGAGAUCGUAAUUUUGCAAGGGUUUCUUGAUUACAACGCGAAUCGUGGAUCGUCUUAUCAUAAUGAUACUGGUUCGUUUUAUGAUCAGAUUAAGUCCAAGAUUCAACUCGAUUUCAACAAGAGCCAGCUUGUUGAUAAACUCCGAAGGUUGAAGAAAAAGUAUCGGAACGUUGUUCAGAAAUUUGAUUCUGGUAAGGAAUUUGUCUUCAAAACUCCUCAUGAUCAAGCUACGUUUGAAAUUUCACACAAAAUUUGGAAAAACGUCGCUCCAAUUGCUGUUGGCGUUCCUGUAGAAGACGAUGAAGAAAUUAGCCCUAACCCUAAUUCAGCUCAUAUGACAACACCGGUCAAGAAUGAGCUGAUUAUUGAGAAGAAAACCGCAUCACGAAAGCGGUCACGAACAACAACUGAUGAGAAGCGUGAAUUGAAUGAUUCUUUAGGUUUGAAUAAUAAGGAUAAUCAUAAUAAUUCUGCUAAUAACAAUAGUAGCAAUGUUGAUGAUGAAAAUGCUGAUAAAAGUAAUGUUAGUCAUCAUACACAUAACAUACCUGGAUUGAUUGAAGAGACUGUUAAGAGUUGCUUGACUCCGGUGUUGAAGGAGUUAUCGAGUCGUAACACAAUGGGGAGUCCUUUUGGUUUUGGGGGAAGAGGGUUUUCAUUGGAUCCUAUGCCAUUUAGUUUUAUGAAUUUUGGGAAUGGCGAAAAAGUGCUGGAUGACAAGUGGAAGAAGCAACAGAUAUUGGAGCUGGAAGUGUACUCGAAGCGAUUGGAGCUGGUACAGGACGAGAUCAAGGUUGCUUUGGAGGAGUUGCGAUCGUCUUCCGGAGCUGGAGCUAGGGGAGGAAACAACCAUCAAUAGUUGAUAGCAUAUAUCUAGACACAGACUCAGUUAGUGAUUUUUUCUUUUGCAGCUUUGGCUUUGUUUGUUAGUUUGGAAAGAAUACAGCUUUGGCUUUUGAUGAUAAUUGCAUUUGUUUGCAUAGAAACAGUUCAAUAAUAUGUUCAAUUUUUUUGGUUUAGUCUGUUGUAGAAUUUUCUUGUACAUUUACAGAGAGAAUUCAGAAUGCAGUGGAUUGUAUUCUGAUGUGUUGUAAAACAUGCAGUUGUGAUUUGUGAUAGAUGAAACUCAAGGAGUUUACUUCAUAGUUACUUGGCAUUUUAA